AGAAGGUGGGGGGGGUGGAGAAACCGAAGUUCCUUGUUGUCGUCGACGUCUCGGUCAAUAGAGACAGUAUCAGCCUUGGCUGGGAGCGACUGUGGAAACCAUGCCUUUUCUGGGCCAGGAUUGGCGAUCUCCAGGGUGGAGAUGGAUGAAGACAGAAGAUGGUUGGAAGCGAUGUGAGCCCUGCAGCUCAGAACUUGAGGAUGAAAACAAUCAGCUUAACAACAUCAGUCAUAAUGUCAUCUUAGAUAAUGACGAAGAAAUAUACUGUGCUGAUGAUUGUGAAUUUGCAAGCAAGAAAAGGAAAAAGGAUCAUUUUAGGAACAAUGCAAAAUCUCAGUGCUUCUAUCGUGAAAAAUGGAUAUAUGUUCAUAAAGAAAGUACUAAAGAAAGGCAUGGCUAUUGCACGCUGGGAGAAGCUUUUAAUCGCUUAGAUUUUUCAAGUGCAAUUCAGGACAUCAGAAGGUUCAAUUACGUGGUAAAACUUUUGCAAUUAAUAGCAAAAUCCCAGUUAACUUCAUUGAGCGGUGCAGCUCAAAAGAACUAUUUCAAUAUCUUGGACAAAAUUGUUCGAAAAGUUCUGGAGGACCAAUACAACCCCCGUCUAAUCAAAGACCUUCUUCAGGAGCUGAGUUCUGCGCUGUGCAUAUUAAUAAGGGGCGUGGGGAAAUCGGUGCUAGUAGGAAACAUCAAUAUUUGGAUUUGCCGGUUGGAAACCAUCCUUCUGUGGCAGCAGCAGCUCAAUAAUCUUCAAAUACCCAAGCAAGUCACCAAUGGACUUACACUCUGUGAUCUUCCUUUACAUAUGCUGAACAACAUCUUGUAUAGAUUCUCAGACUGCUGGGACAUUAUCACUUUGGGCCAAGUGUCUCCCACAUUGUAUAUGCUCAGUGAAGACAGGCAGUUAUGGAAAAAGCUUUGUCUGUACCAUUUUGCUGAAAAACAGUUCUAUAGGCACCCUAUUUUGUCAGAAAAAGGUCAUGUUGACUGGAAGCUGAUGUACUUUGCACUUCAGAAAUGUUACCCUAUAAAGGAACAAUAUGGAGAUACCUUGCAUUUCUGUCGCCAUUGCAGUAUUCUCUUCUGGAAGGACUACCACCUUGCUUUGUUACUCAAGGAUACAGGACAUCCCUGCACAGCCAAUGAUCCCAACAGCUGCUUCAUGCCAGUUUCUCCUCAGCACUUCAUAGACCUCUUCAAAUUUUAAGUGCAAUCCAUUAAUUCUUGGUGAUUUCUUCAUAUAUAUUUUUGUACAGUCAUGCAGUAUAUGUAUAAUGCUUUUUGUGCAAUAUUUCCCGGAAUGUGCUUUGUAGUUAUAAAGGGAUGUCAUAGGGUCAAAAGGAGAGAAUAUUGACCAGAGCAUCAUGUAAGAUGUUCAGUUUGUAGUAGGCAAACCGAAGGAAUAUUUCAUUUUGCAAGGGAAGAUGUACUGUGGAAGCAGGAGGAGGUGUGUACAAAAGGAAUCAUUGGAGUUUUAGUCAAAUUUUGGAACUCUUAAUCCAUCGAUGAUUUACAACAUUUUUGUUAGGGCUAUAGUGAUUUUUUAGUUGAUAACUAGGUAGUUUCCUUUUUGGUGACCAAAAACAACCUGCUUAUUUGAUCUCUGUCUUCAUCCCCUUCACAUCCUAUUUCAAUUGUGCACAAUUUGCACAUUCUAUAAAUGUUACGAGAUUCUCUGUAGGCUUCUUUGUACAUACCAUGUCAGCUAUUGAGUGCUGCACAUCAGUAAAAAACAUAGUUUUGUGUACCUGUUGUGCAUCCUCUUGUGAAAGAAACCAACUCCAUUUUGUAAAUACAUUAUGCAGAAUAUUUAUUUUUCUUAAAAUAUAUUUUAUUAAUUAUGUCAAACCUAAUUGUGUCCUAAAUAAUGUGAGCUGCUGAUUGCUGGCUCCUGCAGUGCGAUGAAGUUUUCUGAUGGUAGUUCCAUCCUUUUAUAUGGUGGUGGUUUCUCGUAACAAGUACAGCAAUGCUACAUGGUACUGCUGUGGAAAAUAUUGGCUAACUCCAGAGGAACUGAAAAUAGCCUAAUACUGGCUAGCACUCUCUUGGAUGCUACUCCCCCACCCCACCUCAAUAUGUAAUAGUGUAGUUCAGAAAGGGCAAAUUUAAAACAACUUGCAGUGUGUUCUGAAAAUCUUGAAACAAUCAUUCCAAUAUAAUGUAGUAUACAUGCGAGUACAGGCUUUACAUUGCAUACCACAGUGUGUUUUGAAUCUAGUUUUGUACACAAAUAAAUCAUGUUUUUUGCCUAUUAA
Molecule: messenger RNA, 2252 nt
Organism: Lacerta agilis (Sand lizard)
Lineage: Eukaryota; Metazoa; Chordata; Lepidosauria; Squamata; Lacertidae
Gene: FBXO25
Product: F-box protein 25
Exons: 11
Coding region: 101-1204 (367 amino acids)
Biological process (GO): protein ubiquitination
Cellular component (GO): SCF ubiquitin ligase complex; nucleus; cytoplasm
Molecular function (GO): protein binding
Source: RefSeq, a predicted model, not a curated record